AUGCCCAUCUCCAGCGCCUUUUGCGCCCCCAGCGCCGCCCACCAGCUCGACGUGCCCCCCGACGGCGCCGUCUUCCUCAUCUUCAUCUCCUCCGACGACCCCGAGACCCAGCAGCCCUGGUGCCCCGACGUCCGCGCAUCGUGGCCCCACGUCGUCGCCGCCUUUGGCGCAGACACGGCGCCCGAGCUGUCGGUCGUGCGAGUCGGCCAACGGGCCGAAUGGCGCAGCGAGGGCAAUGCGUACCGCAGGAACUGGGGCGUGCGCGGCGUGCCGACGCUGGCAAAGUACCGGCGGGUGGACGGGCAGGUGGUGGAGACGGCGAGGCUGGACGAGAAUGGGAUACAGGACGGAGAGGCGUUGCGCGAGUUUCUGAAGUGA
Messenger RNA from Ustilaginoidea virens, 378 nucleotides. RefSeq lists its product as uncharacterized. The transcript is spliced from 2 exons. Bases 1 to 378 code for a protein of 125 amino acids. Gene Ontology annotation, cellular component: cytosol. The record is from RefSeq and is a predicted model, not a curated record. Gene Ontology annotation, molecular function: protein-disulfide reductase [NAD(P)H] activity. NCBI's taxonomy places the organism in Eukaryota, Fungi, Ascomycota, Sordariomycetes, Hypocreales, Clavicipitaceae.